This is a messenger RNA of Hypoxylon trugodes, 1695 nucleotides long. RefSeq names its product phosphoglycerate mutase-like protein. The transcript has 3 exons. Bases 1 to 1569 code for a protein of 522 amino acids. Gene Ontology annotation, biological process: dephosphorylation. Gene Ontology annotation, molecular function: phosphatase activity. The record is from RefSeq and is a predicted model, not a curated record. Lineage: Eukaryota; Fungi; Ascomycota; Sordariomycetes; Xylariales; Hypoxylaceae.
AUGACGUCCCUUACCCCUCGUCCUCCCUACACGGACGAUGAACUCAAGGCGCUAUACCCUCCUAACCUCGAGCUACAACUUGUACAAAUUCUGUUGCGGCAUGGCGAGCGCUCCCCCGUCUCAGCUCGUUUCCAGAACGCCGGUCUGCCUGCUUUCUGGCCCUAUUGCAAGGCCGUACGGCAAUUGAAGUCCGCCGUGCUCGACCGUCACACAGAACAGUUCUCGACUUUUGAAUGGAAACGCCGUCUCGAAGCGUUUGGUCCCAACGAUGAACCGGUGCUAGCCGCUGGUCCCGCCGGCGAGAUUGACGCCGUUUGUGAUAUGGGCAUGUUGACCGACCGCGGUCGAGAGACCACAUUCGACCUCGGUACACGCCUCCGCGGCCUUUACGUCGACCGUCUACGUUUCUUACCCCCAGUUCUCCUCAAUGCCGACGCCUUGUACCUACGUGCUACGCCCAUCCCUCGAGCCCUAGACUCGGUCCAGGAGACCUUCACUGGCCUGUACCCAGCACAUACCCGCGCCCCUGCAUUCCCCGCUCCAGCGAUCCUAACGCGCGCUCCCGGCGACGAGACCCUAUUCCCUAAUGACAGCAAUUGUCGACGAUUUGCAGCCUUAUCACGAGCAUUCGCAAGACGAACCGCUGAACGAUGGAACAAUACUGAAGAGAUGGCUUACUUGACAAAACUAUACGGCAAGUGGAUGCCGGAAGAUUCACCACGGGUCGCAGUGGAUUCUCGUCCACGAUUAAGUGGUAUUAUGGAUACUAUCAAUUCUACACUAGCGCACGGUCCGGAGACGAGACUUCCACCCGAAUUCUACGAUCCGAAGGGACGUGAGAUUAUAGAGAAGAUCGGCGUUGAGGAGUGGUUUUCGGGAUACAAAGAAAGUCGAGAGUACAGAGCGCUCGGAAUCGGUGGAUUACUGGGCGAUAUCGUGGGGCGAAUGGUAGGUAGUGCCGAGCGUUCGACAGCCGACGGCGAGUACGAAGUCGCGAGGAAACUAAAAAGCGGCGCAAUAAAAGAUGGCAGGGGCGCAACACCAAUUCGAUUUGGGCUCAGCGGAUGUCACGAUACGACUCUCGCCGGUGUGCUAGCUAGCUUAGGCGCAUAUGAAACUGGCAAGUGGCCGCCCUACACGAGUCACAUCGCCAUCGAGCUAUUCCGAAAAGCUGGGAAUAACUCUGACGACUCUGAACCCCGGAAUAUUUCUAGUAAUCCUAGCACCGCAUCUAGUGGGUUGUACAACUGGUUAGCAUGGACUUCUCGCGCGAAACCUGGCAAGCCGCCUCCAGGUACGAUAGGUCGCAAACGUACCGAAGAGUUGUCGGCCCGGGAGAAAGCGACGCUAGAUGGCUACUAUGUGCGACUAAGAUAUAACGAUGAGGUCGUUACGGUACCGGGCUGCAAGGCUCCGGGUAAGCACCUUGAGGGGGAUGAAAGUUUCUGCACACUGGAUGCCUUCAAAGCUAUCGUCGACAAAUUCGUGCCGCAGAAUUGGAAGCAGGAAUGCAGAGGUAACAUCAAGGGUCCCGCGUUUCCGUCCAAGCCCGAGCCGGCCGGCUACUAAUCAGAAUAUGAAAUCUUCGAAAUAGAUAAACGAAGAUAAAGUAGUAUCUACGGCCAGGCAUAUGAGUGAGAUUUAAUACGUAUAAGCAAGCCGAGAUAUUUGAGUUACGAGCGAUUGAGCAUGAGU